AUGAAAGUCCUGUGGAUCUUUGCCUUCCUCGGAGCAGCACUUGCUGCGCCCUUUGAGGAUGAUGAUGACAAGAUUGUUGGAGGAUAUACCUGCCAGAGAAAUUCUGUCCCUUAUCAGGUUUCACUGAAUUCUGGCUAUCAUUUCUGUGGUGGUUCCCUCAUCAACGAACAAUGGGUUGUUUCAGCUGCUCAUUGUUACAAAUCCCGCAUGAAUGUGAUACUUGGAGAGCACAAUAUGGUGGAAAAUGAAGGGAGCGAACAGAAAAAAACCUGCAAAAUAAUUGUCCAUCCAGAGUACAGCUCUUGGCUCUUGGAUAAUGAUAUCAUGCUCAUCAAGCUGGAAUCACCUGUCACUAUUGAUGCAAGUGUCUCACCUAUCUCUUUGAGUAAUGGAUGUGCAGCAAUUGGUACUAGUUGCUUGAUCUCAGGAUGGGGCAAUACUCUCAGCAAUGGUGGUGAUAACUACCCUGAUCUUCUGCAAUGCCUGAAUGCACCAAUCCUAAGUGAUGAGGAAUGCAAUGCUGCUUACCCAGGACAAAUUACCCCAAAUAUGGUCUGUCUUGGAUACCUAGAGGGUGGCAAAGAUUCUUGUCAGGGAGAUUCUGGUGGUCCCGUGGUUUGUAACGGAGUGCCAGGCAUUGUCUCCUGGGGUAUCGGUUGUGCCCUGCCUGGCUAUCCUGGAGUCUACACUAAAGUUUGCAGAUACACCGACUGGAUCAAUCAAAUCAUAGCUGCCAACUGAACAGAUACUUUCUCUUAAUGUGAUUCAUCUUAAUAGAGAAUGAAAUGAAAUAAAUAAAGCCUGAUUACCUUA
Molecule: messenger RNA, 813 nt
Organism: Thamnophis elegans (Western terrestrial garter snake)
Lineage: Eukaryota; Metazoa; Chordata; Lepidosauria; Squamata; Natricidae
Product: cationic trypsin-3-like
Biological process (GO): proteolysis
Molecular function (GO): serine-type endopeptidase activity
Source: RefSeq, a predicted model, not a curated record